Molecule: messenger RNA, 1725 nt
Organism: Camelina sativa (false flax)
Lineage: Eukaryota; Viridiplantae; Streptophyta; Magnoliopsida; Brassicales; Brassicaceae
Biological process (GO): regulation of DNA-templated transcription
Molecular function (GO): double-stranded DNA binding
Source: RefSeq, a predicted model, not a curated record
GAUUUUAGGGCAAUUCCUUGAUAUCGAAUCGAGUCUACGGGUGUGGCAUUUGAUUGAUUCUGGUAUGUGUUCUCUGAUACUCCGUGGAAGAGGAUCUAUUGACUUACAGAAAUGGCGUAACGUUAAUGUAUUAUCAUCUGCUUUUUCCAAUUCCUUCUCUUCUCUUGUUGCUACUGCGAGCCUUAGUAGAGAUGGUCGUAAAGGUAAGAACUUUACAGUCUCUUACCUCGUUGGCUCAUUGGGUAUACCUAAAAAACUCGCAGACUCGAUUUCAAGUAAGGUCACCAUUAAGGACAAGUCAAAUCCUGAUUCAGUUCUGAGUCUUUUGAGAAGUAAUGGGUUCACAGAUUCUCAGAUCUCAAGCAUCGUUACGGGUUAUCCAACAUUGCUUGUAUUAGAUGCUGAGAAAUCAGUUGCUCCAAAGCUUCAGUUUUUGCAGUCAAGAGGAGCUUCAAGCUCUGAGCUCACUCAGAUUGUUUCGUCAGUUCCUGAAAUCUUGGGGUUAAGAGCGGGUAAAGGUAUAAGCAGAUACUAUGAUUUCAUCAAAGAGGUUUUAGAAAUGGAUAAAAAGAGUUCCAAGUUGUGUCAUUCUUUGCCACAGGGUAGUAGGCAGGAGAAUAAAAUUAGGAAUCUUUUGGUUUUGAGAGACUUGGGUGUGCCUCAUAAGUUACUAUUCUCAUUGCUUACAUCCCGUGGAAAACCUGUUUGUGGUAAAGAAAGAUUUGAAGAAUCCAUCAGGAAGAUAGUUGAGAUGGGUUUUGACCCGACCGAACCAAAGUUUGUCAAUGCUCUCCAUGUCUUUUACGAAAUGAACGACAAGACAAUAGAAGAUAAAGUCAAUGUUUACAAAAGGUUAGGCUUUGAUGUGGAAGAUGUAUGGGUGAUCUUCAAAAAGUGGCCUUACUCUUUGAAAUUCUCAGAGGAGAAGAUUAGUCAGACAUUUGAAACCUUGAAGAUGUGUGGUUUGGAUGAAAACGAGGUGAUUCAAGUGUUGAAGAAGUAUCCGCAGUUCAUACGUAUUUCAGAGCAGAGGAUAUUGAACUUUCUUGAAACAUUUCUAGGUCUAGGAUUCAGCAGAGAUGAGUUUGCCAUGAUACUCAAGUGUUUUCCUAUGUUCUUUGGAUUGUCUAUAGAGACGGUUAAAAAGAAGACUGAGUUUGUGGUGAAGAAGAUGAAUUGGCUGCUAAAGGACAUGGCUUUGUUCCCUCAGGUACUUGGAUACAGCUUGGAGAAGAGGAUUGUGCCAAGGUGUAACGUAAUCAAAGCUCUCAUGUCUAGAGGAUCGCUUGGAAGCAAACUCCCUUCAAUGUCGUCUGUAUUGACAUCUAACGAUGAUGAUUUCUUAAAAAGGUUUGUGAGGAAGCACAAUGACGAGGAGCUUGUGGCUGAGUUGAUGGCUAUCUUCACUGGAAAGAAGAGAAAGUUCCGAGUGAAAUCCAUAAAGGGUUCUUAGUCCACAUCCUAUAACUCUGGUUCAAGCAUCAUUCUUUCAGUGACACGACACAAGUUCUGAAAAUGAGAGAAAGUCUCUUCUGUAAAGUUCAGAUAUUAGUUCUAAUAAAUGAUUUUAAGAGCCAAUGAUUCAUCAUUCGAUUAGUUAGUAAUUAGUUACCCUUGAUGGAUUCAUUCCUUUUUCUCCUUGGGAGUUUCUCGGUUUGUAACAAGUGGUAUAUUGGUUGGAAGAAUCAGUCUGAUUAUUUUCAUAUGAAUUGUUUUCCUCUGUUU